Molecule: messenger RNA, 282 nt
Organism: Hydatigera taeniaeformis
Lineage: Eukaryota; Metazoa; Platyhelminthes; Cestoda; Cyclophyllidea; Taeniidae
Source: the annotation of a GenBank genome assembly
AUGGAGACGUGGAUUCGAGCCCUCGUAGCUCAGGGGUUAGAGCACUGGUCUAGUAAACCAGGGGUCGGGAGUUCAAGUCUCCCCGAGGGCAGUGCUGUGGUGGCGAUACCUUUUGCCGACGUCGACAUCACCAUGGCUCCAACGCCUUCCGCCUUUCUUGCCCAACAGGCGGUGCGACAAUUGUCACCUCUAAUGUUGUGCACUUGCAUGGCACCGCAGUUGGAGACGCAUGAGAGGAGCCAAGGGAAUGACUGGAUGGACAGAGGAUGGGUGGGAGGAUGA